AUGGCUCAGCUUGCUAAGACCGUUACUGCGCUCUCGAAGAGAAUUGUUACUCCAGCGACCUUUGCUCGUCGUACUUUGGCCACCGAAGCUUCUCCAGAAGACUACGGAUAUUAUCCAGAUCCACUUGAACACGCGACUGGACGUGAAAAGAAGAUGCUUCUUGCUCGUCUGGCUGGAGACGAUCGUUAUGAGCCAAAGGUCUACUAUCGCGCGGAAGCUUCGACCAAGGAAAAGCCAAAUCUUGUUCCAGCCCACUUCGACCAUAGAAUCAUUGGAUGCAUGUGCGAGCAAGAUUCGGGUCAUGUCAACUUUAUGACUAUUCGCAAGGGAACUCCAAAGAGAUGCGAGUGCGGACACUGGUUCAAAGCCGUCGAUGCUGACCCAGAAUCCAUCUAA
Caenorhabditis bovis is the source of this 396-nucleotide messenger RNA. The record is from the annotation of a GenBank genome assembly. Lineage: Eukaryota; Metazoa; Nematoda; Chromadorea; Rhabditida; Rhabditidae.